Molecule: messenger RNA, 621 nt
Organism: Drosophila obscura
Lineage: Eukaryota; Metazoa; Arthropoda; Insecta; Diptera; Drosophilidae
Exons: 2
Coding region: 1-465 (154 amino acids)
Source: RefSeq, a predicted model, not a curated record
AUGAAGUCGCUCAGUACUCGAUGCAAUGACGUUUUGGGACGAACUUGGACCAGGCAAUGCCAGGGAAGAUACUCGUAUGAUAUUAAAUUAAAAUAUGGCAAUCGUUUAGUCGAACCAGACGAUCCAUAUGUUAUUCAUUACAUGCCACCGGACAAAUAUCUCAUAACCAUGGGAAAAAGUAAACUGGACAAUGCCGAGACUGUUAUCCUGUCGGCAAAAGGAUUCCUUGAUGAAAACAACAAUAUAAUUGAGAAACUCAAGUACUUGGGCUGCGUGCCAUAUAGAUUCCGCUUCACCGAGGAACUUGUCGCACACUGCAAGGGUCGUGACCGGCCUGACCGAUUGCAAGGUGGCUACGCACACUUUACGGUUCUGAAUUAUGCAGUGCAUGAUUUCAACCGAAAACAAGAAUGGAUAAGUGGAUGGUUUCUGUUGGUUUCGAUAUACAGCAGCUUGAAGAAAUAAACACCGAAAAGCGGGGGUAUUGGCGGCCAUUUACUAGUGAUGAGCAUCGCAAGCGAUUAAGAAGUAUCGAAAACAAAAAUACCGAUUUGGAAAGUUGGUAUUUUCUACCAGCUGAUUCAACCAGUCCUGGAAAACAAAUAAAUUAUUGUGUAUUUG